GAGAAGACUGCACAUCUCAUCACUCCUGCAAGAAAGUUAGAGGAAGCGAACAAAACUGCUCAGAUAAUGGGGUUUUAAACUCAACAGUCAUCAUGAAGACAGACUUUUAAAUGUUAUUUUUUCCUCCUAAAGUGUCGGUGUGGCUCUCGGUGGAGCAGCUUUACUCACUCCUUUGCCCUGGAUGCUGAGAUGCGCAGAAAGUGACAGCGGCUUCAUCUCUUCUACAGUCCUCAACAAGUUAUAAAACGCCAUGAAAGACGACUUUGCAGACGAGGAGGAAGUACAGUCUUUUGGAUACAAGAGGUUCGGGAUCCAGGAGGCCACCCAGUGCACUAAGUGUAAGAAUGAAUGGGCGCUGAAGACCUCCAUAGCUCUGCUCUACGUGCUGUGUACCCUCCUCACCAUCGCUGUUGCUGUGCUUGGAUAUAAAGUUGUGCAAAAAGUCGACACUGUGUCCGAAGGUAUUGCAAACUAUGGGGGAAAGAUCAUCGCUGUUGAGACUGACCUAAAAAAGCUUGAUGAUCAAACGGGAGAGAAGUCAGAGAACACCACCACAGAGAUCCAGGCUUUCAAGAACAACAUCUGGAGCCUUCAGAGGCAGCUGUCUGCGGUGGAGGAACGCAUCCACAGCGAUCAAGUUAAGCUGAGUCAGCUGCAGAACAUCGACUCAGACAUCCAGAGCAGCCAGGGCUCCAUUCAAGGGCUGCUGGAUGGCAACACAGCCACCUUACACUCAGUGAACAGCACCCUGCACUCUUAUGGCAGCAUCAUCGAGGGUCUUCAGGAAGACACAGCCAGGCUGCAGAGAGAGCUCCAGCAGCAGGUGAAACUCCAGGACCAGGCUCUCCUAAGCAUCAGCAGUUUAAACUUCACACAGGCCCAGCAGAGAGUCCUCAUCGCCGUCCUGCAGCACUCGGUGGAUGACACCAGCCAGGCCAUACAGAAAAUGCGCAAUGACUUUCAGAGCAUCGAGCAGACAGCCAGACAAGCUCAAGCUGAUGCUGACUGGCUGCGUAGUAAAGUGGAAAAUCUUCAGGUAAUGGCUAGUAACGUAUCAGCACUCGCAAAGGCCAACAAUGACAGCCUGGACGAGGUUGGGUCACAGCUGGCUUUUAUGACCAACCAGCUCCAGAACACCAGCAGCCUGGCUGACGCUCACGACCAAACCCUGAGAGAGAUUUUAGACCAGCAGAGAGACUUUACUAAUCUCACAUCCACCAAGUUUGAGCGGCUGGAGGUGCGGCUUGACGAGACCGAGCAGAGUAUCGACCGUGUGACGGGUAACAUCAGUUUCACCACACAGCUCCUGGGCGCCAUCAACCUUAACCUGAACGGGUUACGGACCUGUUCUGAGACGGUGGGGCACCACUCGGACAUCCUGCUGAGCCUUAACAACAGCAUGACAGAUGCCAGGAUGGACGCAACCACUCUGAGGUCCCAGCAGGAGGAGCUGGCCGCACGUUUGGACAAGGAGGUCACAAACCUCUCUAUCGUCAUGGAGGAGAUGAAGCUGGUGGACACCAAGCACUCCCAGCUAAUAACCAACUUCACCAUCUUACAGGGCCCCCCUGGACCCAGAGGGCCAAGAGGGGACAAAGGACCUCAGGGAUCGCCUGGUCAGACUGGUCAAAAGGGAGAAAAAGGGGACAAAGGUGCUCCUGGAAUUCGAGGACCUCGAGGAGAGCAGGGUACACCAGGACCACCAGGUCUACCAGGGCUGAAAGGUCUUCCUGGUGUACCCGGCAGUCCUGGAUCCAAAGGCUCACGGGGGUCCGGUGGAAGGGCCGGACCUCCUGGAACUAAAGGUGAGCCAGGUGCUGCCGGCUUGCCUGGGAGAGAUGGACAGCCGGGUCCUCAGGGGGCACAGGGUCCACCAGGUAUCAGAGGCGCAAUGGGACCACCUGGGGAGCAGGGCCCAAGAGGACUGCCAGGACCAGUGGGGCCUCCUGGACCCACAGGACCACCAGGACAACCAGGAAUCCCCAUCAGGGUUCCUCAAGCACCUUUGGGACCAGUGUCACUGCAGGAUGAGGCAGUCGCUCCAACGCUAUGGGCCCCAGGAUGCCCUCCUGAAUGGAUGAACUACAGAGACAAAUGCUACUUUUUCUCCAAAGACCUGCACAGUUUUGACGAUGCAAAGGCAACCUGCGACUCAACAUCUGCAUCAUUAGUGAUUAUAAAUGAUGUAGAGGAACAGAAAUGGCUGAAGAAGCAGACGUUUGGAAAGGGUUACUUCUGGAUUGGUCUGACCGACAGAGAGGAGGAGAACGCUUGGCGCUGGCUGGACGGGACUGAACCUGUUUUCACAAGGUGGAAGCCUGGUCAGCCUGAUAACUGGGGCCAUGGCCAUGAAACAGGAGAAGACUGCGCGGGGCUCAUCCAUGAGGGAUUAUGGAACGAUUUCUUCUGUGAAGAUCUCAUUAGCUACAUCUGUGAGAAGGACAUGGAGACCUCGAGAUCACCUGGAUCGUAGCGACGUCUUGAAAGUGAGCUUGCAGUGAGCAGCUAGACUCCUUCCAUGUGACACUGGUCCACUGACACAGCACAUGGAGAGUCCGCACGGAGAGAGCAAAGGGACAAUCUUGAAACGAGCCCAGGGCUGCAGCCGGACAUCUCUCCAGUGCUGAAGAAAGAGAUGCCUUUCUCCUCCAAAGUGAACCCAGUUUAACUUCACAACUUCAGCACGUGCAAUACAGCAGGGCAACCAAAGAAGGAGGACUUUUAAAAUCAUCAACUGAUUUAUAUAAAUCUAGACAUUUUUAUGGUUAUUUGAAAUACAUUUUAUAAUUCUGUACUCCAUGUGCAACUGAAUAUCUGAAUGUAUAUUUCAUUAUGCAACUUUUGUAGGAAAUUAUAAAUUCUAUGAGGCCAAGUGGACUUACUUUAGUGCUUUUAUAAAAUACAAGAAUUAAAUGGAGAGGUGCAAAAUGAAGACAUGGGGCCACUGAUGUGCUAUCUUUGAUGAGGAAUCUGUUAUCUAACCUCAUGAAUGUCUAUAUAGCAUUUUCAUUUAUACCAGUAGGAACAUAUUUACACACAGGCAGAGAAUUGUCACAAUCAGCUCCAGUUUACAGUUAAACACUCUGAAUAUGAUACAGUAUUAUGUGAUUAUAAGAUCCAUUUUUCACUCCUAUAGAUCCUGGUUUGUUUAUAUGAAUCUUUGGAUCCUACAUACAUUUAUUAAAUGUGCCAUUUUCCGCUCUCAGGUACUGUUUCCUGUGAAGAAAUAAACACAUUCCAGAGGAUGAAGGAAACACAAAUAAAUCUGUAA
Messenger RNA from Cheilinus undulatus (humphead wrasse), 3271 nucleotides. RefSeq names its product collectin-12-like. The record is from RefSeq and is a predicted model, not a curated record. The transcript has 10 exons. NCBI's taxonomy places the organism in Eukaryota, Metazoa, Chordata, Actinopteri, Labriformes, Labridae. Bases 251 to 2473 code for a protein of 740 amino acids.